AUGAUCAAUAAUUUAACAUCAGUUAAAUCGGAUAGCUUUUUUAGAAAUUUAUCCGACAUCAGUGAAAUAGGUUGUACAAUUCGUGACUAUGUUGGAAAGCUUGUCGUCUACGAUGAUAAAUAUGAACAUGAAGACGAAGACAAAGACAAACAUGAAGAUGAAGGUGAAGAUGAAUUACCAUCGAAUGUACAUUAUAGAUCAUCGUCUCAUCAAUCCAAUUUUCAUCAUACAUUAUCACCGAAUCCAAUAAAUUGUCAUGCUGUAUCACCAAUAUAUCCGAUGAUGUAUUAUAAUCCAUUAUCAUCAAUUCAACAAAACUAUGGUGCUAGCUGCUUGUCUUAUCCAACAAUGUAUUAUAAUCCACCAUCAAAUCAAGCAAAUUUUAAUGCUAUAUCGUCAUUUUGUCCACCGAUGUAUUACAAUUCAUUAUAUUCAAAUCAAGCUAACUUAGCGUUUCAUGGUUACAUGGAUAUAUCAUUAUUAUGUCCAACAACAUUUUCCAAUCCAUCAUCAUCACAUCAAGUAAAUUCUGGUGCUGCAUCAUUAUUAUGUCCAAUAACGUUUCAUAAUCAAUCAUCAAAUCACAUAAAUUCUAAUGCUACAUCUCAAUUACGUCCACCAAUACUUUCUAAUUCAUCAUCAUUAAAUAUGGCAAAUGCAAAUUAUUAG
This is a messenger RNA of Rotaria sp. Silwood1, 669 nucleotides long. NCBI's taxonomy places the organism in Eukaryota, Metazoa, Rotifera, Eurotatoria, Philodinida, Philodinidae. The record is from the annotation of a GenBank genome assembly.